Molecule: messenger RNA, 2117 nt
Organism: Uranotaenia lowii
Lineage: Eukaryota; Metazoa; Arthropoda; Insecta; Diptera; Culicidae
Gene: sip3
Product: E3 ubiquitin-protein ligase HRD1
Exons: 7
Coding region: 217-1989 (590 amino acids)
Cellular component (GO): cytoplasm
Source: RefSeq, a predicted model, not a curated record
UCAGAGUUUCUCAGUGUGUACGUGGAAUUCAGGUAUUUGUUUUUAUAUCUCAAGAAAAUACAUAACUUUGUUUUAAAUAUAGUGAAAAAUCGCAGUUUUUACUUUAAUUUUCUGCAUCCUUUGAGGUUUUUGUUCGAAGUGUUCUGCCGAAGAAAAAAAAAGACAAUAAUUAUUUUUUUCGAAAGUCUCAGCCAAUUGGCUGAUUACUUGGUCACUAUGCGUGCUUUCGGGUUAUCCAUCGUGAGUCUAGUUCUAACGAGCUUAGUAAUUGGAAAUGCAUAUUACCAGAAAAAACAAUUCUACCCGUGUGUAGUUUACAUCACAAAAUCUAACGCUAGUAUGGCGGUCAUAUAUAUACAAUCCUUAGUUAUGGUGUUGAUGCUUGGAAAGCUCAUGAAGAAGGUUUUUCUCGGAACUUUGCGAGCAGCUGAAUUCGAGCAUUUGAUGGAACGGUUUUGGUAUGCUUUAACCGAAACAUGCUUGGCUUUCACCGUAUUUCGAGAUGAUUUCAAUCCAAAAUUCGUAGCGCUGUUUACGGUGCUACUAUUUCUCAAAUCGUUCCACUGGCUCGCCGAAGAUCGUGUGGACUAUAUGGAGAGAAGUCCUGUGAUUGGAUGGCUUUUUCACAUAAGAGUUGCCGGUUUACUGGUCUGUUUAGGAGUUUUGGAUUAUCAGUUGAUUUCAUAUGCAUACCAGUCUACGAUUACGAAAGGAGCAACGGUACAACUUGUCUUCGGAUUUGAGUACGCAAUUCUCAUGACGAUGGUGCUCAAUACUGCAAUUAAGUAUAUGUUCCAUGCUGCUGAAUUGCGUUCCGAUUCUCCUUGGGAAAAUAAAGCUGUAUUUUUAUUGUACACCGAACUCAUAAUAGGAUUUAUUAGAGUUGUUCUCUAUGUUAUUUUUGUGGUUUUGAUGGUAAAGAUUUAUACUUUACCAUUAUUUGCCUUCCGUCCUAUGUAUUAUACAAUGAGGAACUUUAAGAAAGCUCUGAAUGAUGUUAUUCUAUCUCGACGAGCUAUACGCAAUAUGAACACAUUGUAUCCAGAUGCAACGCAGGAAGAAUUACAGCUAUCGGAUAACAUUUGUAUCAUAUGUCGUGAGGACAUGAUUAGUAGCUCCAAAAAGUUACCUUGCGGUCACAUCUUCCAUACAGCAUGUUUAAGAUCGUGGUUUCAAAGACAGCAGACUUGCCCAACUUGUCGUUUAAACAUCUUGAGAACACCUAUAACAACACCUGACCAAACACCAGUACAGGCAGUUGAUACCCCAUCAGUCCCCAGUGCAGCGAAUACGAGCGAAACUAGAUCUACUUUAAAUAAUGCAGUACCAGGACAAUCAAACGUUCCGGUACCUGCUGGACCACAUGUAAUGUUUCCCUCGUUACCAAUUUUUGGGAUUCCACCAUAUGCAAUGCAAAUACCCCAGGCUCCUCCAGCCUUGGAUACACUAUCGGAAGAAGAGCUGAGAGUAAUGGAAGGCAACGAGCGCCGACAUAUUGAAGAACGGAUCAAACAUCUGCAAAACAUUCGCACCCUGCUAGACGCAUCAGCAGUUCUGAUGAAUCAGUAUACUGUACUUGUAAAUUCAUUACCACCAGUUUCAGUGACUAACGUUCAAAAUUCCUCGGAAUCCUUAACAAACCGACCGAAUUCAGUUCCAUCAUCAAACGAAAAUUCCACGUUCUCCGCAGAAUUGGCAGAAAAUCAAGCUGAACAAAAUAUUAUAAAUGUACCUAAAAACUUGAAUCAGCCUCAGUUAGAAGAUCUCGGAAGUGACGAUGAUUCUUUAUCAAACGUGAAAAAAGAACCUUUACCUUCAAACAGUAAAGCAUUUAUAAUAACACCAGACCAACAGUUAGACAUGAUGGAUUCGCCCAGUUCUUCGAGUAAUCAAAACAAUUCCAGAAGUUCAGCGGAGGACAACGAAAAGAACGAACUUCGGCGAAGAAGAUUGGAAAGAUUUGGAUCGGGUAAUGCUGGGUCCAAUUAGGUAAACUUGAAAUGAAUACGGAUUGUCUUGGGCGUUUCGAAUGGUGGUCCAUGUUUAGCGUUUCAUGUUAAAUAUCACAAGAACCAGAGGUCACUGUUCGUCAUAAAUAAAUACAAAAAUAUUGACAA